ACCACAGACUUACAGCUGAUAAAACUCAAAUAACUGGUUUCAUCACUUGAUCAUUCUAGCAGCUGACCCUCAGAGUUCCCCAUAAGUCUGGUAUCAUGAGAGAGAACUGCGCACUUCUAGUUUCUCUUAUUUUGCAAGUGUGUUCCGGUCAACAACAGGAAUUUAAUUUCCCUGACAAUAUCCAGGCAUUACUUGGCUCUUGUGUCGAGAUCCCUUGCUCCAGGACAUCGUCUCCUACAGAAGCCCAGAAUAUCAAAGUGGUCUGGCAUGUGAAACCAGCUCCACUGGGAGAGAGGAUCAUUUAUAGUACCGAUGUGUCACAGAUAUCCCCAAAUUACAGAAAACGUGCUGAACUCGUUAGACGCACAACAGUGAAAUUGUACCCUUCGAAUUCACAAUGUGGAAAGGCAGGACCAACGCUCUUAUUAUCCCCAAGAAAGGAAAUUAUCCUUUCUUAAAUCUGUUUCUAAGUAUGUUCAACUAGAAGUCACAGAACGCCCACCAGAUCCAAUAUUAAACAUCCCCGGAGAAAUGACCCUUGGUGAAACUACAACGAUCACGUGUAUGGCAAAUCAUACCUGUGCUUCCAGCCCACCUACCUUCAACUGGAACCUCAUUGGUCCUUAUGCCACAGAAAAUUCCGACCUUGGAGAUGGGAAGUGGAAAGCUACAUCUAAACUGACCUACACACCUUCUGAAGCAGAAAAAGAUUUAAUUAUUGUGUGCACAGUGACUUAUUUUGGAGGGAAAAUAGUAAUAGCUUUGGACAAAAUUACGAUUCAAGCAGGCCAAAAUGUAGCAGACCAGAAAGCAGACGAGACAGCAAAUCAGUAUAUUGGACCAGUUAUUGGAGUCAUUUGUGUAAUUAUACUUUUGGCAAUAGUUUUCGUCCUUUGGAGGAAACGCAAGUCUUUGCUCCCGAGAAAGAAAACAGAGAACAGUGGAAAAGUAAACCCGUUGCAAAAUACAUUAUCUAAAAAUAAAUACACAGAUCUACUAGACAGACAGAUGCAGUCCUACUACACAUUAGAGCCAACAGCUCUAAGCCACAUGCCUAGACCAGGACGACCUAUGUUGCAGACAAGUCAAAAUGAACCAAUAUAUGAAGACAUGACUUUAAAACAAGUGAAAUAACUGGGGAGAUGAAGAGGAGCGAUGGACAAAAAGUUAUCUGGAAUCAGACAAUGUCUCCACUCAUAUACCAAACUGUAUUUUAUCUCCAGCUUUUAAAACAUUUUCAAUUAAAAUUCUCAUCUAAUUAAAAUGUAAAAAAUGAAUUACAGUUUAGGGCAAUGAGCCCAAGAACAUCACCAGAUGGAGGUCAAAAGAGUUUCCAGUAUAUGUCCACAUAACUUUUUUAUAGUAUGAAAUAGCAAGGUGGGCACAGUCCCAUUAUAUCUUUUAUGGAAAUAAAGGUUUACAAUGCUAAGUUUAAA
Molecule: messenger RNA, 1436 nt
Organism: Bufo gargarizans (Asiatic toad)
Lineage: Eukaryota; Metazoa; Chordata; Amphibia; Anura; Bufonidae
Exons: 9
Coding region: 532-1134 (200 amino acids)
Source: RefSeq, a predicted model, not a curated record